Cuscuta campestris is the source of this 1760-nucleotide messenger RNA. The record is from the annotation of a GenBank genome assembly. NCBI's taxonomy places the organism in Eukaryota, Viridiplantae, Streptophyta, Magnoliopsida, Solanales, Convolvulaceae.
CCUGUGGUGGUGUACAAUAUUUGUUGGUGUAACUGUAGCAUGGUCCAAACCCCCAUUGCUUUUCCGAUCAUCUCCUCCGCUACAGAGUCCCCUGUCAUCAUCUUCAUCUCAAUUUCUAGGGUUCAAACCCGAAUCAUUCUCUACUAAAUCAUCCGCAAUGGCCGAAGAAAUGAAUCACUCUCAAUGUCAAGAAACGAUAGAGUCCUACUUCUUAGAACUAUGGCGGCUGAACUCUAAAGCCGCCGCCGCCAAUUUCGAAUCCGACGCGGAGGUGACCAGAGCAGUACAGAGAUUGGAUGAUCAGGAGGAGGAUGAGGAGAAAGAGGAAAUACCGACGGAGAUAGACACCAUGAAAUGCUCCGGCGGGUUCUCUGUGGUGGGGCCUGACAAGCUCUCCGUUUGUUACCCGAAAGAGAACCUCCACGGCCACGACGUGGGCGUCGUCCAAUCCAAUAGGCCCGCUCCUUCGAAGAGACUCGUUUACUAUUUCGAGAUCUUUGUGAAAAACGCGGGAGCCAAGGGCCAGAUUGCCAUCGGUUUCACCACUUCCGGCUUCAAAAUGUGCCGCCAGCCUGGUUGGGAAGCAAACAGUUAUGGGUAUCAUGGUGAUGAUGGGUUGCUUUAUCGUGGGCACGGGAAGGGGGAGGCGUUUGGCCCAACUUAUACAGCCGGUGAUACUGUUGGUGGGGGCAUUAAUUAUGCAUCACAGGAACUCUUUUUCACGAAAAACGGGACAAUAGUAGGAACAGUUUUGAAGGAUGUAAAAGCACCAUUAUUUCCAACCGUAGCUGUUCACAGUCAAAAUGAAGAGGUUACGGUGAACUUCGGAAAGGAUCCAUUUGUAUUCGAUCUAAAGGCAUAUGAAGCUCAGGAGAGAGCCAAACAACAAGCAACACUCGAAAAAAUAACUUUACCCCAGAAUGCCAGUCACGGAAUUGUUCGCUCCUACUUGCAACAUUAUGGCUACGAAGACACCCUUCAAAUGUUUGAUAUUGCGAGUAAAAGCACUAUUCCACCUAUCUCAUUUGUACAAGAAAAUGGUCCUGAGGAGGAUAGCAUGUAUGCAUUAAACCAUAGGAAGAUUCUUCGCCAGGUACAAGAUGAGUAUGAUUGGUACCCUAGUCUUGUUCAGGAUGGUUCAUCAGCUAUUUGCUUUCUGCUUCACUGUCAAAAGUUUAUUGAGUUAGCACGGGCUGGGAAGCUGGAAGAAGCUGUAAAUCAUGGCAGAAGUAAAUUUCACAAAUUUACUAGAUUUACAGAAUUUGAGGACUUAGUUAAGGAUUGUGCUACUUUGCUGGCAUUUGAGCAACCAUUGAAGUGCCCGGCCGGAUACCUACUAGGAGACACGCAGAGAGAGAUUGUGGCAGAUGCAGUAAACGCUGUGAUCUUAUCUCAAAACCCUAAGGCUACUACUGACCAAAGAGCUUGCUUGCACUCAUGUCUAGAAAGGCUUCUCAGGCAAUUAACGGCUUGCUUCCUCGAGAGACGUGCCAUGAAUGGGGAUCAAGGUGAAGGCUUCCAUUUACGCCGCAUUCUUUACAACAAUGGUAAGAAGGAUGUUUAAAAGCUUCUAUGCAGGGUCAAAUAUUAGAUUGUUUAAACCAGUUUAGUUUCAGGUUUUCUUGAUCAGAACUACAGGUGUACAGUUUCUUUUUCUUUUCGUUUUUUUGGUGGGGGAUUAUAUUGUGUGUGACAUUAUAAGAAUGCACUCCAACUUUUGAAUUGAUUUUAGCUCAUUUCGUGCCUUGCUCUGUGUUUUU